AGUUGACGUCACGCACUUGCGUUGCCAUCAGGGCCACUCUUCGCUUCACCGAGCAUCCAGAAGGAGUUUAAUCCGACUUCUGCAACUGAAAACCCGAAGGCGGCGUUCUCGAUAUGGUUCUUCAAAAGAUUUUCCGUGCAGUAAUCAUGGGACCCCCGGGAUCCGGAAAAGGGACGGUAUCAGGGCGGAUAAGCAAAAGUUUUGGUCUCCAACACAUCUCCAGUGGAGAUAUUCUGAGAGCCAACAUCAACGCUAAAACUGAGUUGGGACUGUUACUCAAGUCGAGUAUUGAUCGAGGUCAGCUAGUGCCAGAUGACGUUAUGUCUCGCCUCAUCCUCACAGACCUUCGUGCUAUAGAACAAAGCAGCUGGCUGCUAGACGGUUUCCCUCGAACCGUCACCCAAGCAGACUCUCUGGAUCAAGUCUACUGUGUAGACACAGUCAUCAACCUCAAUGUACCUUUUGACACCAUUAAAGAGAGACUGUCCUCCCGCUGGACUCACCUACCCAGCGGCAGAGUUUACAACAUUGACUUCAACCCGCCAAAAGUGCCGGGUCGUGAUGAUGUCACAGGGGAGCUUCUGGUCCAGAGGGACGAUGACACACCAGAUACAGUCACGAGGAGAUUGAAAGCCUACAAAAACCAGACGGAGCCUGUUUUGGAAUACUACAGGAGUAAAGGUGUGCUUGAGACUUUCAUCGGUACAGAAACUAACAAGAUCUGGCCUCAUAUUGAGACCUUCCUUCACAAAAAACUCCCUGUGCUCAAUCAGAAAGUUGCAUAGCAGAAGACUAUGAAUUUACCAGCAAAAUUGUAUUUAUUAAUACAGAAGUCAUUCAGGACCGUGUCAAUCACGGAACCUUUUUAGAGUGGUUGAAUUUUGCUCUCGUCAUUCCACAUUGUGCCUUACACCAAGUGAGACACAAUAGAAAUGUUUUCUAAAAUGAAUCUUAUCCAGUUAACACUCCUAUGGUUCCAUAGAGCCCAAAUAAAGAUUCAGUUUCUCAUGUAGUAUUCUGACUUAAAAGGGAAUGUGUAAUGGUCUACUGUAGUGAUCCAGUAAAUGAACUUUUGCACUCCAGUGCCUUUGAAUGUAGUAACUGAAUGUUAAUACCCUCAUGAACUCAAUUAUUUUACAUUAGCAUAAGACCAUUUGAUUUUUUUCCUCAAAUAAUUGUUUUAACAAGCACACUAUUGUCUUAUGCUGUGACCAGUGCGUUGUGUUGUUAAAAGUUGCCUUGCAAUGGAAACGUGAAUAAAUUAAAAUAUGAACAAAAAUAUU
This is a messenger RNA of Syngnathus acus (greater pipefish), 1283 nucleotides long. RefSeq names its product adenylate kinase 3 (gene ak3). Bases 114 to 785 code for a protein of 223 amino acids. The transcript has 5 exons. Lineage: Eukaryota; Metazoa; Chordata; Actinopteri; Syngnathiformes; Syngnathidae. Gene Ontology annotation, cellular component: cytoplasm; mitochondrion. Gene Ontology annotation, biological process: nucleobase-containing compound metabolic process. The record is from RefSeq and is a predicted model, not a curated record. Gene Ontology annotation, molecular function: ATP binding; AMP kinase activity.